Messenger RNA from Pseudoliparis swirei, 908 nucleotides. It is a transcript of the gene aanat2, whose product is annotated as arylalkylamine N-acetyltransferase 2. The record is from RefSeq and is a predicted model, not a curated record. Gene Ontology annotation, molecular function: aralkylamine N-acetyltransferase activity. NCBI's taxonomy places the organism in Eukaryota, Metazoa, Chordata, Actinopteri, Perciformes, Liparidae. Gene Ontology annotation, biological process: response to light stimulus; circadian rhythm. Gene Ontology annotation, cellular component: cytoplasm.
UGCACAGACGGCUAUCCUCCUCUGAGACGACCACUUUACGGUCUGAGAUCGGGGAGGAGGAAGAGGAGGAGAGAGCAGGAGGGACACGAAGGUCGGCUCGCCUAUCGAAGUGAGUCACUCAGAGCUUUAGGACAAAGAGAGCGUGUUGGAAAGGUUUAGUGUCGUUUGUUUACUUCUAUCAGACGCUAUAGCAUCAGUAUCAAACCUAUAUUGCAAUAAGACUCGAAGAGAAGAAAAACAAAAUACAACAUUCAGAAGUUGUCUGGUGUUCUUGAGACAUCACGACACAGCAGGUCAGCGGCUCCCCGUUCCUCAAGCGCAGCUUUCUGAAGAUGCCCGUCAGAGCGGUCAUCUCUCUGCGACAGAGACGACACACACUCCCCGCCAGCGAGUUCAGGAGCCUCACGCCCCGGGACGCCAUCAGCGUGUUCGAGAUUGAGAGAGAAGCGUUUGUCUCCGUGUCCGGCGUGUGUCCGCUGACCCUGGAUGAAGUGCUGAACUUCCUGGGUCAGUGUCCCGAGCUGUCGCUGGGUUGGUUUGAGGAAGGGCAGCUGGUAGCUUUCAUCAUCGGCUCUGGCUGGGACAAGGAGAGGCUCUCGCAGGAGGCAAUGACUCGGCAUGUCCCGGACACCCCCAGCGUGCACAUGCAUGUGCUGUCAGUGCAUCGUCACUGUCGCCAAAAAGGCAAGGGCUCCAUCCUCUUGUGGCGCUACUUGCAGUACCUCCGCCGCAGGCCGGGCCUCCGCCGAGCGCUGCUGAUAUGCGAGGAAUUUCUGGUGCCCUUCUACCAGAAGGCCGGCUUCAAGGAGAAAGGACCGUCGGCCGUCUCUGUGUCCAACAUGCAAUUCCAAGAGAUGGAGUACAUGGUGGGCGGGCAGGCGUACGCACGGAGGAACAGCGGCUGCUAG